This is a messenger RNA of Rhea pennata, 1387 nucleotides long. RefSeq names its product aminoacylase 1 (gene ACY1). Gene Ontology annotation, cellular component: cytoplasm. Gene Ontology annotation, biological process: amino acid metabolic process. Lineage: Eukaryota; Metazoa; Chordata; Aves; Rheiformes; Rheidae. The transcript has 14 exons. Bases 1 to 1242 code for a protein of 413 amino acids. The record is from RefSeq and is a predicted model, not a curated record. Gene Ontology annotation, molecular function: aminoacylase activity.
AUGGCACCCGGCAAGCCGGGGAAGGGCGCGGGGGCCUCGGAGGACCCCUCGGUUACGCUCUUCCGGGAGUACCUGAAAAUCAACACCGUCCACCCCGAGCCGGACUACGAUGCAGCCGUGCGGUUUUUGGAGCGUGUCGGCGCCGACCUGGGCUUGGCCUGCCAGAAAGUGGAGGUGUGCCCGGGCCGAGUGGUCCUGGUCCUCACCUGGCCGGGCACGAACCCCCACCUGCGCUCCAUCCUGCUCAACUCCCACAUGGAUGUCGUGCCGGUCUUUGAGGAGCACUGGACCUACCCCCCCUUCGAAGCCGUUAAGGAUGCGCAAGGCAACAUCUACGCCCGGGGCGCCCAGGACAUGAAGUGCGUCUCCAUCCAGUAUCUCGAGGCCAUCCGGAGGCUGAAGGCAGAGGGGAAGUGUUUUGCCCGCACCAUCCACCUAACUUUUGUGCCUGACGAGGAGGUGGGUGGACACAAGGGCAUGGAGAUGUUCGUGCAGCGCCCCGAGUUCAGGGCGCUCAAUGUGGGCUUUGCCCUGGACGAAGGCCUGGCCAGCCCCUCCGACACCUUCAGCGUCUUCUACGGCGAGAAGAGCCCUUGGUGGAUCAAAGUGAAGUGCGUGGGCAGCCCCGGCCACGGGUCCCGCUUCGUCAGCAACACGGCAGCCGAGAAGGUGCACAAGGUGAUCACCUCCUUCCUGGCGUUCAGGGAGAGCGAGAAGCAGAGGCUGAAGUCCGACGGGGGCCUGACCUUGGGGGACGUCACCUCGCUCAACCUGACCAUGCUGGAGGGGGGCGUCUGCUUCAACGUGGUGCCCUCGGAGAUGGCAGUCGGCUUCGAUGUCCGCAUCCCCCCCACUGUGGACCUGAAGGCGUUCGAAGAGCAGGUGGCCGUGUGGUGCCGGGCCGCCGGGGACGGUGUCACCUACGAGUUUAUCCAGAAGUGCAUGGACCAGCAUGUCACCUCCACGGAGGAGUCGGACCCGUGGUGGCGAGCCUUCAGCGGGGUCUGCAGGGACAUGAAGCUGCCGCUCAAGCUCGAGAUCUUCCCCGCUGCCACCGACAGCCGCUACAUCCGAGCGGUGGGCUGCCCGGCCGUCGGCUUCUCGCCCAUGACCCGCACGCCGGUGCUGCUCCACGACCACGACGAGUUCCUCAACGAGCAGGUCUUCCUGCGGGGCAUCGCCAUCUACGCCCGCCUGCUGCCCGCCCUGGCCUCCGUGCCGGCGCUGCCCGCGGAGGGCUGAGCGCGCCCGCGCCCGGGGGGCCAACGCCGGGCCCCUUGGAGGGGGGGCGGCAGGGACGGCGGCCCCCCCUGCCCCCCGGGGCCCGACCGAGGUUUCCCGGAGCCGCGCGCCGUGCGAUUUCUCCCAAUAAAUCUUGAUAAGCAAA